UCUGCUUGGGGUAGACUCCGUGUCGACCGCCAUCAUGGAGAUUUUUGUGAUGGUGCGUCGUGAAAAGACAACAAUCUUCCUUGAUUGUAAGGAAGCCACAACUGUCUACGAGCUAAAGAAAAUGGUCGAAGGCAUCUUAAAGAAGGCUCCAGAAGAUCAGAGGCUGUACAAAGAUGAUCAAGUCCUGGAUGAUACGAAAACUCUGGAGGAUUGUGGUUUUACAACCCAAACCGCGAAAGCUCAAACUCCGGCAUUGAUUAGCUUGUCAUUCAGAGGAGAAGAUGGAGAGUUUGAACCAGUUGUGAUCGCUCCUCAUUCCACCCCACCUGAAUUGCCAGAUGUGAUGAAACCCCAGGAGACUGUUUCUAACAGUGAUGGCUCAUAAAUUUUGUGUCCUAAAGUAUGAUUCUUUUUUUUGUAGAUCAACUCAUACUCAAUCUCACAAACUAGUUGCAACUUUAGCGCCAUUGUUGACAAACUUAGAUUACAACAAACUGGCCAAAGCAUUGUGUGGUGAAAGAAUCAUUACUAUUAUAUAUUUAACUUUCUGGUUUACAAAUUCCCAUCCAUAGAUUUGAAGUAAUGUCGAUUAAGUGACUGGUAAAGAAAUGUUCUUGGAUAUUUAGGAAAAAAACCCUGGUUUAGUCAGUCAUGGCAGUACCAGCUAACAACAGAUCUUCAGUUUUAUUAAAAAAAAAAGAAUGUAAUAAUUCUACAGUCCAAAUAUUUUGGUAAUGCAAAGACAACCUAGUGCAAUUUUGGCCAUAACAUGGUAAAGAGCUCGCUUUUAAUGUUUUGAUGAAUGUGUAAUUUAUUUGCUAUUUCCCUGUUGAACUGAAAACAAGGACUACUUUCUUACUGAUCUAAACUAAAAUGUCUGAAAACAUCAUUAAUCUGUAGUUCAUUGUUGAUUUGAAAUUUAAAGUAGUGGUUUUGUGUCUAGUAAAAUUUGUUCUAGCUGUGUAAUAAGUGUUUGUUUGGUGAUUUCAUCAUUUUCUUGUUUAACCCUUUGACUCCCAGAAGUGAUUAACAUGUAACUUCUCCCUAUAACAUCCACACAUAAUCCAACCAACAUGUGAUGAGAAUACUCAAACUUAUCAGGUAGAAGUUAGUAGUCUUGAUCUAACACCAAAUUCUUGUGACUUAUUUACAAGGAAAUGUGUAGCAGCUGGAGGGGAGAAUUGACAAUCAGAUCUUGGGAGUUAAAGGGUGAAGGAUUUAUAAAUCAUCUAUGUAUGAAACUGGCAGGCAUAUUUUUCUAGUAUCUUUCCAAUAUCUUCCCUAUCUAAGAGUGUAUUUUCAAGUCAGGAUUAAGUCUGAUAUUUUAUUUUAAUUUUGAGUUGUACUGGUUUCAUUAUUUUGUUUGUUUUUUUGUUUGUAAAUAAACAUAUUUCUUUUGAAGGAA
This is a messenger RNA of Pocillopora verrucosa, 1405 nucleotides long. RefSeq names its product elongin-B. Gene Ontology annotation, cellular component: VCB complex; elongin complex. Gene Ontology annotation, molecular function: protein binding. Gene Ontology annotation, biological process: transcription elongation by RNA polymerase II. The record is from RefSeq and is a predicted model, not a curated record. Lineage: Eukaryota; Metazoa; Cnidaria; Anthozoa; Scleractinia; Pocilloporidae.